CAACCAAACGCAAGUAUGAACGACGCGAAAUUUUCCGCCAGUGAAGCAUGGAGCGGAACUACGCCGUUAUUUGCACUCGACGCAAGGAACAAGAGCAGCGCUGAUUGCGCUCUUGAUCGCUGGACGCAGGUGCACCACCUAGCCACCGUUGCGGCGACGCCAUCCUUCGUGGCUGCUGCACCGACGUUCGUGGCCGCACCUCUGAGGAAGGUUCCCGUGCACCACUCUCUCUACCCAAUCGGCGAGAUAUCGGCGAGACACGGCCCCAUUGAGCAGGCGUAUUCCCAGCAGGUUCCAGUGCUUCGCAGGCCGUCGUUCCGGCGCCUGGCCGCGCGACCGGCCGCUGCCGUGCCCGUCCUGACUCCCGUGGUGGCCUCUCAGGGAGCGUCCCCAGUCGUCGUCGAGUAUGGAGGCAACCGCGGCACCGUCGCAAGAAGCGCGAGCGGUGGCAGUGCCAGCGCAGGUCCCUCCCGCACCGUCAAGAAGGUGCGCCGCCGCAAGCCCGCCGAGUUCUUCAAGAAGUCCAUCAUCAACAAGCAGCGCCCCAAGACUCAAGGGCCUCGCGUCCGCGUCGUUCAGGCCACAAAGGACGGAGGCUACAGAACCAUCGAAGUGCCCGUUUACAAGGACUAAGCGCGCUGCCCCCCCCCCCCCUAACUUAUCGUCCCGUGCGUUUCAAAGGCCACCGAUAUAGAUGUGAAGUGUUAGGUUUCCGCAGUUGGCUUGGUGCGCUGG
This is a messenger RNA of Rhipicephalus sanguineus (brown dog tick), 735 nucleotides long. RefSeq lists its product as uncharacterized. Bases 16 to 633 code for a protein of 205 amino acids. The record is from RefSeq and is a predicted model, not a curated record. NCBI's taxonomy places the organism in Eukaryota, Metazoa, Arthropoda, Arachnida, Ixodida, Ixodidae. The transcript is spliced from 2 exons.